Molecule: messenger RNA, 4990 nt
Organism: Zea mays
Lineage: Eukaryota; Viridiplantae; Streptophyta; Magnoliopsida; Poales; Poaceae
Exons: 5
Coding region: 112-3228 (1038 amino acids)
Biological process (GO): protein phosphorylation
Molecular function (GO): protein binding; protein kinase activity; ATP binding
Source: RefSeq, a predicted model, not a curated record
GGGCCUCAGCCAGCGGAGCAUCCAGCUCACACUUCACGCGCUGAGGGAGCAACCAGAACAAGGCUCCUCUCGUCGUUAUUGCUGAGGCUCCGGCCGAGUAGAGCUCAGGCCAUGAACCUCUACAUGCUUAAACAAACGUCCCUCCUCCUACCGCUGCUCCUUUGCUGUGUCUGUAAUACCGUCCGCUGCUCGGCAGCCCCGGACACCAACACCAGCGCGGAAACGGACGCGCUCGCGCUGCUCGAGUUCAAGCGCGCCGCCAGCGAUCCAGGGGGAGCGCUGAGCAGCUGGAACGCGAGCACCAGUCUCUGCCAGUGGAAGGGCGUGACGUGCGCCGACGACCCCAAGAACAACGGAGCAGGGCGAGUGACGGAGCUCCGCCUCGCGGACCGCGGGCUGUCGGGCGCCAUCGCCGGCUCCGUCGGAAACCUGACCGCCCUCCGCGUCCUCGACCUGUCCAACAACCGGUUCUCCGGCCGGAUACCUGCUGUCGACAGUAUCCGCGGCCUCCAAGUCCUUGAUCUGAGCACCAACUCGUUAGAGGGGAGCGUUCCAGAUGCACUCACAAACUGCUCCAGCCUGGAAAGGUUGUGGCUCUAUUCCAACGCGCUUACGGGUUCAAUUCCUCGAAAUAUAGGCUACCUUUCGAACCUAGUGAAUUUCGACCUGUCCGGGAACAACCUUACCGGGACCAUCCCGCCGUCGAUCGGAAACGCCAGCAGACUGGACGUGCUGUACCUUGGUGGAAAUCAGCUGACGGGGAGCAUUCCGGACGGUGUAGGGGAGCUGUCAGCUAUGUCUGUGCUGGAACUAAACAACAAUUUGCUGUCAGGUAGCAUCCCAUCGACCCUUUUUAAUCUGUCGUCUCUUCAAACGCUGGACUUGGGUUCAAAUAUGCUGGUCGACACCCUUCCGUCUGACAUGGGGGACUGGCUCGUCAGCCUCCAAUCUCUCUUCUUAAACGGGAACCAGCUCCAAGGUCAGAUACCAUCGUCCAUUGGCAGAGCUUCAGAGCUACAAUCUAUACACAUCUCAGCCAACCGCUUCUCUGGCCCGAUCCCAGCUUCUCUGGGCAACCUCUCCAAGCUCUCAACUCUCAACCUCGAGGAAAACGCCCUCGAAACACGGGGAGACGACCAGAGCUGGGGGUUCUUGGCCGCCCUGGGAAACUGUGCCCUUCUGAACUCACUCUCACUAGAUAACAAUAAUCUACAGGGAGAGCUACCAGAUUCGAUCGGUAACCUGGCCCCAGGUCUUCAAGUCCUGCGUAUGGGCUUCAACAACAUGUCAGGAACAGUCCCUCCAGGCAUAGGCAAGCUGCGGAACCUAACGACGCUUGGGCUAAGCCACAACAGGUUUACUGGUGUACUUGGAGGAUGGCUCGGAAACCUGGAGAACCUGCAGUACGUAGAUCUUGAGAGCAACGGUUUUACUGGGCCCAUCCCACCUUCUGCUGGGAACCUUACACAGCUCUUGGCGCUCAAGCUAGCGAACAACGGGUUCCAGGGCUCCGUACCAGCGAGCUUCGGUAACCUUCAGCAGCUCGCGUAUCUGGAUCUGAGCUAUAAUAAUCUCCGAGGCAGCGUACCUGGCGAGGCCCUCACUUCACCAAGAAUGAGGACGUGUGUUUUGUCCUACAACAGUUUGGAAGGCUCCAUACCGCUUGAUUUUAGCAGGCUUCAGGAGUUAACUGAGCUAUCUCUCUCCUCUAACGCGUUCACAGGGGAUAUCCCUGACAGCAUAGGCCAGUGUCAAAUGCUACAGACAGUCGAGAUGGACAGGAACCUCCUCACGGGCAACGUCCCAGUAUCGUUCGGCAACUUGAAGAGCUUGAGCACUCUGAAUCUUUCGCACAACAAUUUGUCAGGUCCCAUCCCGUCAGCAGCUCUCACUGGCCUACAGUACCUGACACGCCUAGAUAUCUCUUACAAUGACUUCACCGGAGAAGUUCCGAGAGACGGAGUGUUCGCAAACGCCACGGCUGUUUCACUCCAAGGCAACCGGGGACUGUGCGGAGGAGCAACGACCCUCCAUAUGCCUUCGUGCCGAACUAGAUCUAAUAAGAGGGCGGAAACACAGUACUAUCUGAUAGAAGUUUUGAUCCCAGUAUUUGGCUUCAUGUCGCUUGCAUUGCUGAUAUACUUCUUGCUCAUUGAGAAGACGACCAGGAGACGACGACGGCAACAUUUGCCGUUCCCUUCGUUUGGCAAGCAGUUCCCUAAGGUCACCUACCAAGAUCUCGCCCAAGCAACGAAGGACUUCUCGGAGUCUAACCUGGUCGGCAGAGGAAGCUACGGGUCAGUGUACAGAUGCAGGUUAAAGGAGCACGGAAUGGAGGAGGAGAUGGCGGUGAAGGUCUUCGACCUCGAGAUGCCAGGCGCGGAGAGGAGCUUCUUGGCCGAGUGCGAAGCGCUGAGGAGCAUCCAGCAUCGCAACCUUCUGCCCAUCAGAACCGCGUGCUCGGCGGUCGACAACAGGGGCGGCAUGUUCAAGGCCUUGCUCUACGAGUUCAUGCCUAACGGGAGCCUGGACACGUGGUUGCACCCUAGAGCGGCGCCGCCGGCGGGGGGCGGGAAAGCUCCGAAGCGUCUAGGCUUCUCUCAGAGAGUGAACGUCAUCGUCAACGUAGCCGAUGUGCUGGACUAUUUGCACCACGAGUGCGGGAGGCCGACUGUUCAUUGCGACCUGAAGCCCAGCAACAUCCUCCUGGACGACGACCUCAACGCCCUUCUGGGAGAUUUCGGCAUCGCGAGGUUUUACGCUGACUCCAAGUCAGCACCGCCGCCGGCGGUAGACGACCCAACUAGUUCCGUCGGUGUGAGAGGGACUAUAGGAUACAUCGCUCCAGAGUACGCGGGAGGUGUCCGCCUGGCGUCUACCUCUGGAGAUGUUUACAGCUUUGGUGUAGUUGUUUUGGAGAUGGUGACAGGCAAGCGACCAACAGACCCUACCUUCAAAGAUGGGCUGGAUAUCGUCAACUUUGUGAGCAGCAACUUUCCGCAUCAGAUAUCCCGCGUCGUCGAUCCUCGUCUCAGCGAGGAGUGCAAGGAGUUUUCCCGAGAUAAGGUGGAACCAGAAAAUGCAGCUUACCAGUGUUUACUGUGCCUGCUACAAGUAGCUCUUUCAUGCACGCACCCGUCACCAAGUGAAAGGGUCAGCAUAAAAGAAGUAGCCAACAAACUGCAUGCAACCCAGAUGGCAUAUGAAGGAGCGAAAGAAAAGAAAUAAAAUACAUGUUUCAGCAUAGUGAUAGUGUGAUACCAUGCUACGAGAAAAAGGGACCAGAGUGGUUGUCUUAGCCGUGUUUGACCGCGUUCCUCCUGCCGCGGCUAAGCUGCCAUUAUACAUGUCCAAACGGGUCGGGCCUAACGGGUAGCCCGAAGCACGGCACGGGUUAGGCCCGACCCGUACCCGGCACGGCACGGAAGGCGACGGGCUCGGGCCGGCCCGGCACGACACCCGGGCCGUGGUUGGGCCUGAGUCGGGGCACGUCGGGCGGAGCCCGAGCACGGCCCGUUUAAACUUACGGCCCGUUCCAAGCCCGGCUCACAUCAAAAUAUCCCUCCCCGACUCCCCCGUCCGCCGCACCGCCCGCACGCGCACACAUUCCAGUCUUCCACAUUUUCGUCUCCUCUCUCGCCCUCGCGACCUCGCCCUCUCCGUCUCCGUCACACUCGCGGACUCGCCCUCUCUGGAUCUCCUUCGUGGAGUGGCUCCGUGGAUCCGUGCUUUGCGCUCGUCGGCCGUCGACUGUCGUGUUCCUCUUGCUCCGGUGAGCCGACAUAGCCCCUGCCCCCUGUCUGUAAGUUCGACUACUUCUCGGCUUCUCCUAACCCUAAACCUAAACUGGUGAGUGGUGGUCGUCGGUGACUUUUCGGUGCUCUUGCUCUUCCGAUUUGUUCUUAGAUCUCUUGUUUCCUCUCGCCUUCUCCGUCUCGCUUCUUCGCUUAGGGUUUAGGGUUUGUGCCUCCCUGAUUCUGUGCGACUGUGCGUGCCUCUCCGGCUCUCCGUCUCGCUUCUUUGUUCUAAUCUGCUCUGCCUACACUCGUCCAAUCCUCCUUGACCUCAAGCAACAUCAGCUCUGCUCCUCUGGUUGCCCCUCGUCGACGACUCCGGUGCUCCGGCCACUCAGGUCGUUGAGGAACCGGUGACGUCGUUGAGGAGACGGUCAAGUAUCCCUCCAUCUCCAUGGAUCUUGAUCAGGACGCCGAGUCGGCGGAGCGUGAGCUUGAGGAUCACAACGAGCGUUUGGAUGAGUUGGCCUUGUUUGGGAUUGGCACUGCCACUGGCAGCAAUGUUGAUCCCGUAGAUGUUGAUGCGGCGCCUGUGACUGCCUCCUCGAGCCCCACUGCCACUGGUGGUAGCACUGCCCGUGACAACCGGCCGAGGAAGAGGCUAGCGACAUCUAGGGUUUGGGCUGACUUCGAGGAAGUAACUGGGCUCGACGACAAAGGUAAGAAGGGUGCUUGAGGAGCGACGACGACGACUUACAACAGAUAUGGUUGAGGUCUUAUCUUGUAUUAAGGAUUGGGAGCUGGCAGAUAAGCAUAUGCAGAAUACUGUGGAGAAGGAGACCAAGGAACUCGAAUCAACCUUUGAGAACAUGUACCUUGAUGUUGAAGAUAGUUCAAACAAGAGGGGGAAAGACAAAGAUGUGGAAACUGGUCCCUCAACUUAGGUCUUAGGAGUUGGUUGGACUCUUCUUAGUUUACUUCUGUCUGCUAUGUUUUACUUUUCUACUGAUGUAAUGAACUUAAUGAACACUUGAACAAUUAGGAGCUGGCUGUACUCUUUUCCUUCCUAGGGUUUUCUCACGAGGUGUGAGUUUUUACCUAGGAAGGUUUUUAAUGAGGCAGCAUUGCACUAACAGCUCCAAUAUUAUUCAACUUAUCUUGCCUUCUCAUUUUUAGCUUGCUGGUACUUGUGAAUUGUGAAUUUGUAAUUGUGAAUUUGUGUAAUUGUGAAUGUGUGAUCUUGUAAUUGUGAAUUU